GUAUUCUUGUAUAUUGAAGAUUUGCUUUCUUGUUUCGCGUUGUGUACUUAAUUGUUUGCUUUCUUGUUUCGCGCUGUAUACUUAAUUGAAACACCCGCCCGAUAAUGGUGUUUCUACUUCAGUUCUUCUCUCCAUACUCGCCUAUUCCAUUCUUCAACGGGCGCCACGUUGAUCCGAAUUUCCCAGCAGCCGGUCUCGCAUAGGUCCCCAGAUCACAACAACCAUGUCAAUGUCAAGGAGAGCUCGCAAUGCCGCUGAGACCCCACCACCACCAGAUGGGUGCACAUCUAUUGAUGACAUUCUGGAUGGUGAGGUCUCGGUAGGUAAAAUGGUUCAUCUUUGCUGCGUUGUCAAAGACUGCCGGGCACCAAUACCCACUAAAGGCAAAGAUCACAAAAUGACCGUCAAAGUGUUCGAUCAUUCAACACAGCAGGAUGGUAGGUCUAUCGACAUCACCAUUUUCCGCCCGGUUGACCAAAUGCCGGAAUUCAAUGCUGGUGAUGCUGUCUUGGCCUUUAAUGUGAAGGUUCAAGAAUUUGGAGGGAACAUCAGUGUCAUCACGCAUAACAAAAGCUCUUUAAACGUCUACUCGGGCAUCUUGCUCCCCAAGCCUUCGGACAAUCGGUCAGCAUCCGUGGCACUUAAAUCAAACCCCAAGGUUCGCGGUCGCUCACCUUCUGAGAAGGACAAUGCGUAUGUCUCAUACAUGUAUCACCAUCUCGAUAAGGACUGCAUCCCGGAUCAAGAGACGUUUCAGGCGGAAGCGAACCAGUCCUUGAAUAUCAGGGACAAGUUCAGCACCCUCGAAAAUAUCACCGAAGGUAACUUUUAUGACAUAAUAGUGCAGCUGGUAAAAGAUCCUUUCGACCAGUUCGGAACUCUUACAUGCUAUGUCACGGACUAUACCACAAAUGGUCGCUUCUUCAACCAUACUCCAGAUGGCAAAGGUCGGGGUGGCACCGAGAGAGACGGCGAUCCAUACAAUUAUACCGCCAAGUUCCAGACCUCCAAGAUCGUGUCUGGCUCGGCCUGGCCCGGCCCCUACGGCCAAAUGUCGAUGCAGCUUACCUGCUGGGACCCACACGCUAUGUACAUCAAAGAAAACAAGCUUGGCGCCGGUACCUGGGUCCGGUUACAAAACGUGAAUAUUAAGUACGGCAGAAACGGAACGCACUUGGAGGGCUUUCUGCGCCAAGACCAGAAAUACCCAGAUAGGGUCAAAGUCGAAAUACUUGAGGUCAACGACUACCGUCUCAAAGAUGCUUUGCGUCGCAAGCAAGAAUACGAGAAACCAAACAAGCGCAAAAGCCCGCACGACCACAAUACUCGAGUUGCUCAACAAGCUCAAGUACGACAAGGACCCGAUGCUGCUCGGGAAAAGGAACAGCGAAAAGAGGAUAUACCCGCCGAAAAUAGUAAUCAGCGACGAAAGAGGCUGCGGUUGGAGAAGCAGAGGGCUGCGGAACUCGCACAGAAGCGUAAGGAGGAGGAGGCAUUGGGCCUGAACAGUUUAGUCAGGUGCGAAAAUUUGAGUCAGGAGGCAAGCCCAAUAUCGAGACUCCUGGAACCCGUAUAUUACGAGACAAACGUCAACGGUCAAGAGAUCCGAUUUCAGAUCCCCUUCAACAAUGUCAACUACCGUACAAAUGUGCGCGUGGUAGACUUCCGCCCCGAGCGGCUCGAGGAUUUUUCCAUUUGCCGUCCCAGGUCCCGAUAUAGCGGUGAUGUUAGUGAUGACAGCAGCUUGUCCGGCUUGGACGAUGAUGAAGACUCGUCCAACUUGGAAUGGUGCUUCUGGUUGCAGGUGGAGGAUGCCAUGGCCUUCAAGAACCGGGAGAAACGCCCCGAAGAGCGCGUCUGGGUGAUGGUGGACAAUCUAGCAGCGCAGUGCUUGGGUUUAGAUGACGCAGUAGAUCUUCGACAAAAUCCAAAUGACCUCUCGACUCUGCGGGAGAAGAUGUCUACCCUUUGGGGGAACCUGGAAGAACUCAAGCGAGAACGGUUGGAGAGUCGUCGCGAUGCUGCAAGGCGCAGAAAUCACCUCACAAUGCCGCCGCUCAGCUCCGAGGGAAAUGGUACUACCCCUGACCCGGACUUGAUGAAGCAUUUGUGCAACGACCCCUUCUCCUGCUGCAUAAAGCAAUACGGUGUCAAGGAGAGGACGGACGAUCCGAAAGAAGCUGAUGCUGGCCCCGGCAGGAAGUGGGUUCGUGUUUUUGGGUUGUUUGGGACCAAGAUUUGCGCUUGAAUAGGGGAUGUUGGAUGAAUUUAUGAUCACUUGUUCUUUUCGUGUAAAUCAGCUAUGUGUUGUUCAUGUCUAUUAUUCGCGGCCUCAUGGCAGGCCCAUGGCCAACAUGUAUCCGGUCCAUUCUACCUAAAUAGUCUGUUUCCGUUGCCAUUUGCCAAUCAUUAUUGUUUUUGC
Molecule: messenger RNA, 2422 nt
Organism: Pyricularia grisea
Lineage: Eukaryota; Fungi; Ascomycota; Sordariomycetes; Magnaporthales; Pyriculariaceae
Exons: 5
Coding region: 224-2248 (674 amino acids)
Biological process (GO): regulation of telomere maintenance via telomerase; telomere capping
Cellular component (GO): chromosome, telomeric region; nuclear telomere cap complex
Molecular function (GO): G-rich strand telomeric DNA binding; telomerase inhibitor activity
Source: RefSeq, a predicted model, not a curated record